AUGGUGCUUGAUGGCACAUCAAGGCUGCUUGCACUUGAUGAUUGCUGCUAUCAGCAUCAUGGCAGCUUUGCUUUAUGCUGUUCAAGAGCUGUUCUUCCUGCACGUGCUGCUGUUCAUUUACAAUGGUUCAGCGAUCGUUUACCAUCGCAAGAUGUGGAGGGAUGCUGGCGGAGGUCGCUCAUCACACCUUUUUGGAUGCUGCCUUUUUGCACAAGAAAAGCUCCAAAAUGGUUUGAGAAGGAGGAUACCUUUUGGUUCAAUGUUUAUGCCAUCAUUUUCUCUUCAGCUACGAACGCCGUGGGGGUUUUGGCUGCAUACUUGCAGAUGCGCUAG
This is a messenger RNA of Durusdinium trenchii, 333 nucleotides long. Lineage: Eukaryota; Dinophyceae; Suessiales; Symbiodiniaceae. The record is from the annotation of a GenBank genome assembly.